Molecule: messenger RNA, 1892 nt
Organism: Camelina sativa (false flax)
Lineage: Eukaryota; Viridiplantae; Streptophyta; Magnoliopsida; Brassicales; Brassicaceae
Source: RefSeq, a predicted model, not a curated record
AAGAAAAGAUCGAGAGAUACCUUAGCACGUGCGCUUGAUCAUCUAAGUCACAACCAAAUUAUAAACAUAUGUAGACAUACGUAGAUAAAAUCUAAUCUACCACAACUUCCAUCUCCAUUCACCAAUUAUAUUAUUAAUAAUCUAUCUCUCUUCCCUGUAGAUUUUGUCUCAAGUCUCAACCAUGGUUGUCCACUUGAUCUCUCUUCUCACACCAAUCCUAGCCCUAAUCAUAAUUCUGUCUCUUCCCUCUCUCAUCAACACUUCCCAAUUGGAUUACGACACUCUAGUUUUCAAACAAUGCGAUUCAUUGGACACAAACAUCCUUCAAAAAACAGCAACAAAAACUCCAAAUUACUCGAAUCAGAAUCUCAUUCUUCGUGCACAAGCCCUUUCUUCUUUCUUACGCAAACUCGAAUCCGAAUCCUCUCGAUCUAAGUUCUACAAGACUCUAGUUGGUAACGAAGAGCACGCCGUCUCUGGAUGGUUCCAGUGCAGAGAAGAUUAUCCGAGUGAGAUAUGCCAUAGGUGUGUUAGUGUUCUUCGUGACAUUUCUUCUAGACUGUGUGGAAAUGCCACGUCAGCUCGUGUUCAUCUCCGAGGAUGUCACUUGAUAUACGAAUUUGAACGUGUUGAGACCCCUAGUGCUCAAGGAGCUAGGAAUCAUCACAACAACCACAAGUUAUUCGAAACCCCCGAACAUGGUCUUAUACACAAGAUAUGCGAUGGAGCAACGGCAGAGACGUUUGCCGGAUUUGAAGAGUUGAAGAGAGAGGCACUCGCUGCAGCUGAAACAGGAGUAGUUGACGGGCACGGGUUCUUUGAGGAUAGUUUCAAGCUUCUCCACGUUGUGGCUCAGUGUGAUGGCCACGUUGAAGCUUGUGAUUGCGGUGAGUGCGUCACUGCCGCGGCUGCUGCAGCGGCAGAACAGUGUCGGUGGUCCAUCGCGGGUCAAAUAUACUUAGAAGGGUGCUACGUCGGGUAUACAUACCACCCGCAUGAAGUUCCCGAUAAUUCAUACCACGAAGAAGAAGGUUCAAAAGUAAACACGGGGGAGUCGUUGGCGAUAGUUGUAGGAGGAGUAGCGGCACUGGUCCUUGUUGCUAUCUUUUUAAUGUUCCUAAAGAGCUUGCGAAAAAGAGGAGAUGGUACGUUAUCAUUAGUUUAACUUCAAUAGAAAUAUGAGUUGACUAAACAAAAACUUGAUUUGAAAGGAAAUAUUCAAUUUUUGCUAUUCCUAUUGCAGAUUGUUGAAGAGAAGGUUUACAUCAUAGAGAUGUGUAAGGGUUUAGUUAAUUUUGGACAGCUCCACACAAGUAUUAAUUACAUCUAGUGAUUCGGAUACGAGAUACAGAAUCAUCACUGACCAAAUCAGACAACUUGUUUUCCUUUUGCUUGCCGUAUUCAUCAGUCUUCUCCCUCAGUUAAACUAAAUAUGACAUCCGACCACUAUUGACAAAAUCAGCCAAACCAAAUCAAUGGGUGACUAAACCACACCCCUACAAAUCAAAGUUUAAUCUCUAUUUUAUACAGAUCCUUCUUUCUACAUCUUCUGGCACUAGAAAGCAUUGACUUUUAAACACAUGCAUAAAUAUGAUUCAUGUCUAUAAAAAAUCUUGUUAGUUCACCAACAUAGGUAGCUGAAAUGGAUAAAGGAACACAAUUGUUGCUAAAUAUUUCCCCAAAAUCGAAUUCGAAUAAGUCAUCGCAAUUAUGUUUGGUGAUGAGUAAAAAGGAAGUUAGACCAAACCAGGAUUUCUAUAUAUUGCUAACAAGCAACAACGAUGGUGAAGUGACCAAAUGUAAAAAACAAACCUGGUUUAGAGAGCUUAACAACCCGUUUGAAGGCUAUUAAAAAGGAAUUUUACUUACACAGAUGGACAAAAAUAUUAAAA